GCCGGGUGCAGUGGCGUGCGCCUGUAAUCCAAGCUGCUGGGAGGCUGAGGCUGGCGGACCGCUUGAGCUCAGGGGUUCUGGGCUGCUGUGGACUAUGCCGAUCGGGUGUCCGCACUAAGUUCGGUAUCGAUAUGGUGCUCCUGGGGGAGCCCGGGACUACCAGGUCGUCUAAGGAGGGGUGAACCGGCCCAGGUCGGUGACGGAGCAGGUCAAAGCCCCCGUGCCGAUCAGUAGUGGGAUCGCGCCUGUGAAUAGACGCUGCAGUGCAGCCUGAGUAAUACAGCGGGACUCAGUCUUUUGUGUGUGUUUUUUUUUUGAGUUUCUCAUUUUAAACGGGAUUGCAUUAAUUAAUUAUCUCUAAAUUAAUCUUUUUGGCCGAACUUUUAACUUUAUUGGGUACAUUAGUCAACCUUUCUACCUCCAAAAUUAAAAAUAUGUUCACGGAUGCUUUUAAUUGACAUUUUUUUCACAAAAUUUGGUUCAUUUUAAUUCCAUUUCAGUGGCCAGAAAAGAAGUGAUGCAGUGCCCCCUCUGUUUACGAAAUUGAAUUACACCUGAAUUUUGUGCAACACGAAUCACUGAACCAAUAGGAGUCGCUGUUCGCAUUAUUUUUGUAAUUCAUUUCAUGACCUGGAUAUCCCCCCAUGAUUAAUCCAUUCUCAGCGGCCCAGGUUUCUGCUAAAUUAGUUUUUGUUGUUUGUUUGUUUAUUUGUUUUUAGGAAAUAUGUCGCGGUAUGAUUGACUUUUCACAUUGAGCCUGCAAUCACAUGGUUCACUGUGAGACCAAGACGGAUUUCCAAAAGACAAUAACGGUGUACCCACUCAGUCAGUACGGGACCCACAGACUGCCAUUAAGAUCCAAGGCAUGAGAAAAAACAAACAGACGCACACCCUUUCAAUUACAUAAAUCAGAUGACACUGAGGAUGAGGAGGACAUGCUUGCCAAGGAAGGAGGGAAUAAAAGGGAUGAAAGAUGAGUAAAGUGUGGGAGAAAGAAAAGUCAGGGUGACCGACAUAUGACGAACCGCCAUGCCUGAACCGAAGAAGCCAGAUGCCAAGGGAGGGAAGGAGAAAGCUCCCCCUGCUGAUAAGCCUGCAGAAGAAUUGCCUGAGGAUGAACAUGUUCCAGGAGAACAGCCUCAGAUGUCUGAGACAAGUGGCCUGUUUGUGGAGAAGCCUCAGAGUGUCACUGUCAAUAAAGGGAAAAAUGUCACAUUUGUGGCUAAGGUGGACUCCUCUCAGAUGCUAAGGAAGCCAACUAUGAAGUGGUUGAAGGGGAAAUGGCUGGAUCUGGGCAGCAAGGCUGGAAAACACCUACAGUUCAAAGAAAUCUAUGAUAGGAACACCAAAAUAUACACCUAUGAGAUGACCAUUGUUAAGGUUGUGGAUGGGGAUGCUGGAGGUUACCGUUGUGAGGUCACAUCCAAAGACAAGUGUGACAUCUGCACAUUUGAAAUCGCCGUCGAAGCUGCUGAAGAGACGACGCAAACAAACAUUUUGGAGGCAUUCAAACGUUCGGGAGAUGCAGGAGAGGAUGCAGGUGAUCUGGACUUCAGUGGUUUACUCAAGAAAAGGGAGAGGAAGCAAAAGGAGGAGCCUGAGGUGAGUGUGGAUGUCUGGGAGAUCCUGAAAAAUGCCAAACCAUGCGACUAUGAGAAGAUCGCCUUUGAGUACGGCAUCACUGAUCUCAGGGGCAUGCUCAAAAGACUCAAGAAGAUGAGGAAGGUGGAGCCCAAAAAGAGUGAUGCUUUCCUAAGGAAGAUGGAACCUGCUUACUCUGUGGAAAAAGGAAAGAGAAUACAGCUUAGUGUUGAGCUGUCUGACCCUAACGCUCAAGUCAAAUGGCUGAAAAAUGGACAGGAGAUCAAACCCUCAGCCAAAUAUAUCUUUGAGAGUGUAGGUGGUAUCCGUAAGCUCACUAUUAACAAGUGCACCCUUGCCGAUGAUGCCGCGUAUGAAUGUGUGAUUGGAGAGGAGAAGAGUUUCACUGAGGUCUUUGUCCAAGAACCCCCUGUCACCAUCACUAAGAUGUUGGAUGACAUCCAUGUUGUGGUUGGGGAGAAGGUGGAGUUUGAGGUGGAAGUGUCUGAAGAGGCUGCCAAUGUGAAAUGGAUGAAGGAUGGAGUGGAACUGAGCCGAGAUGGAAAGUAUCGCUUUAAGAAAGAUGGGACAAAGCACUGGCUCAUCAUCAAUGAGGCGACCGCAGAGGACAUAGGAACAUACUAUGUGUACACUAGCGGAGGGGAGUCCAAGGGAGAGCUGGACGUGGAAGAGAAGGAACUGGAGGUUUUGCAGAGUAUAGCUGAUCUGACAGUGAAGGCAGCAGAGCAGGCUGUCUUCAAGUGUGAAGUGUCUGAUGAGAAAGUGAUUGGCAAGUGGUACAAGGAUGGUGUGGAGGUCAUUCCCAGUAACCGCAUCAAAAUGACACACACCGGCAGGACUCACAAGCUGGUGAUAGAUGACGUGAAGCCUGAGGAUGCAGGAGAUUACACCUUUGUACCAGAUGGAUACGCUCUUUCCCUUUCAGCCAAACUCAACUUUUUGGAGAUCAAGAUUGAUUAUGUUCCUCGUCAAGAACCACCCAAAAUCCACCUGGACACCACUGGCAGCAUGGUCAACAAAAACACCAUUAUCGUCGUUGCAGGAAACAAGCUCCGGUUUGAUGUCGACAUUACAGGGGAGCCCCCUCCCACUGUCUGCUGGAAAAAAGGAGAUACGGAGAUCUCUGAAGCUGAAGGCCGUGUGAGAGUGGAGACCAGGAAGAAUCUGAGCUGCUUUGUUAUUGAAGGGGCAGAGAGAUCCGAUGAAGGCCUUUAUCAUAUCACUGUAAUCAACCCAGCAGGAGAGGACAAGGCUGAUAUCAUGGUUAAGAUAGUUGAUGUGCCUGAUCCACCUGAGAAUGUGAAAUGCACUGGAGUGGGUGAGGACACAGCUGCUAUCCAGUGGGAUCCACCCAAAUUUGAUGGUGGAGUUCCAGUGAAAGGUUACCUAAUGGAGAGGAAGAAGAAGGGCUCUUCCAGAUGGACAAAGCUGAACUUUGACAUUUAUGAGUCCACAACAUAUGAGGCUAAAAAGAUGAUUGAGGGUGUGCUAUAUGAGAUGAGGGUGUUUGCGGUUAAUGGCAUUGGCAUCUCCCAGCCCAGCGCCAGCUCCAAACCUUUCAUGCCCAUUGCUCCAACUAGUGAACCAACACGACUGAUGGUGGACGACGUUACAGAUGGCUCCUGUGCUCUAAAGUGGCUUCCCCCCGAGAGGAUUGGAGCUGGUGGCAUCGACGGGUACAUCAUUGAAUAUUGCAUUGAGGGAGCCACUGAGUGGGUGCAGGCCAACGAGACCCCUGUUGAGAAGAAUAGUUACAGGGUCAGAGGGCUGCCUGUUGGAGAGAAGAUGCUGUUCAGGGUGACAGCUGUGAACAUCGCUGGCCGUAGCCUUCCAGCUGUGUUGGCUCAAUCUGUCACCAUUCGGGAGAUUGUUGAGCGUCCUAAAAUCCGCCUCCCUCGGCAGCUUAGGACUAAGUACAUCAAACGAGUGGGUGAGAAGGUCAACCUUGUCAUUCCCUUCCAGGGCAAACCCCGUCCAAUGGUGACCUGGUUCAAGGAUGGUGCACCUAUAGACACAGGGCUGGUGAAUAUCCGCACAAGUGGUGUCGACACCAUCCUGUUCAUCAGGCAGGCAGUCAGAGAGCACUCCGGCCUGUACACCCUGUCCGUGCAGAUUGAGAAUAUGGAGGACAAAGCCAACCUUGAGAUCCAGGUUGUAGACAAGCCAGGGCCACCGAUGGCUGUCACUGUAACUGAUGUUUGGGGUUUCAAUGCUGCUUUGGAAUGGAAGCCUCCAAAAGACAAUGGCAACGCAGAGAUCACUGGCUAUACCAUCCAAAAAGCCGACAUGAAAACCAAGGAGUGGUUCACUGUUCUUGAACACAAUCGCAGACCUAGUUGCACCGUGUCAGAUCUGGUGAUGGGGAAUGAAUACACCUUUCGUGUGUUCAGUGAGAACAUCUGUGGCAUGAGCGAUGAUGCUGGCAUCAGCAAAAACACCGCUGUCAUCGCCAAAACAGGUCUUAAACAAAAAGAACAACCCUACAAGGAAAAAGAUAUGACCAGCUCUCCUAAAUUCAUCACACCUCUGGUGGACAGGUCCGUCAUCGCAGGUUACAGCGCUGCCAUCAGCUGUGCUGUCCGUGGGUACCCAAAACCAAAGAUUAUAUGGAUGAAAAAUAAGAUGAUUAUUGGAGAGGAUCCAAAGUUUCUCAUGCAGAAUAAUCAGGGUGUGCUGACUUUAAACAUCCGUAAGCCCAGCUUGUUUGAUGGAGGGAAGUAUACAUGCAGAGCCAUUAAUGACCUAGGACAGGAUGAAGUGGAGUGCAAGCUGGAAGUUCGAGUUAUAACAGAAAAGGAGGAGGCAAAGAAGCAAACAAAUUAGCAUGAAGAUACCCUAAAGACGGCUGAAAAGGGGGCACCAAGAGAGUGUCAAAAAGCAAUACAAAAAAAAUUUGAAUGAUUGAUUUGGAAUAAAAUUGUUAUAAUGCUGUCUUUCCUUUGCCUUUUAAUUUUGACUCUAACAAAAAGUACUGUGGUGAUACCUGAUAAUACAAUGGUACUCAAGGAUAUCCUUUACUCAUUUACCUUGGUAUUUACAUAGUACUUCAAAAAACACCAAACAACUAUGGUAGUACCGGUACUUUUUUUCUGUUAGUGUAAUCAGACUAAUAUAGUGUCAUAAACUAGGUUUUUUCUUCUCCAAGUAUGCUUUGACUGUAUUUCUAGUUAAAUUGCUUGAAAUAAAAGCACAUUAAAACAA
Messenger RNA from Ctenopharyngodon idella (grass carp), 4803 nucleotides. RefSeq names its product myosin binding protein Ca (gene mybpc2a). NCBI's taxonomy places the organism in Eukaryota, Metazoa, Chordata, Actinopteri, Cypriniformes, Xenocyprididae. The record is from RefSeq and is a predicted model, not a curated record. The transcript is spliced from 32 exons. The coding region runs from base 1030 to 4425 and encodes 1131 amino acids. Gene Ontology annotation, molecular function: protein binding.